Molecule: messenger RNA, 909 nt
Organism: Letharia columbiana
Lineage: Eukaryota; Fungi; Ascomycota; Lecanoromycetes; Lecanorales; Parmeliaceae
Exons: 2
Coding region: 1-909 (302 amino acids)
Molecular function (GO): metallopeptidase activity
Source: RefSeq, a predicted model, not a curated record
AUGUCUUUGUUGAAUAUCAUCUCCCUUGCGCUUGUCGUAGCGUUGACUCGCGCUGGUCCUAUCCUCAACAAUCCAUCCCGAGUCCUCCGCCGCGAUGCACCCGCGCCUUCUGCCUACCCGCUUGACAGUGCUUGCGGCAAUGAGUGGCAGUACCUGAACUUCAAUACCACCGUUGCCACUGACAGGGUCCAUCUCCAGACCCUUCACGAUGUCAUCUGCGGUGGCGAAAUGCGCGCCAUCUCCAGCUAUGGCCAAAUCUCGGCUCAGAACGUCAAUACGCCCUACAAACGCUACUUCCCGGAAAGCGACGACGAAGAUGACUACCCCACCAAUGUCAAAGAUGUCUUAGGUCUAAUCGCAGGCGCGAGCAGCACCGACGGAGCUAUCGGAACCGUUGUCGGAACGUUUGUUGUGGAUAAUCUUGACUUUGCCGCGAACGUUCCAGGGGCGUCUGACUGCACCGUCGAGGGCACCCUGGCCUAUACACUCGAGGACCAAGUCGACGACCUCGAGAAGAUCCAUUUCUGUGAUCUCUCGUGGACCCGUGGAGAAGCUAGCGACGUCGACUGCGCCUCUUUGGACCCCUUUCCUAGCACGAAGAUGGACUCCUUCUCGCGCAUCGCGUUGCAUGAAAUGAUGCACUACAGCUCCAUUGGCCCUAAUACGCCUGUGGGGGAGACUAUCGGAGACUGUAAAAACGGAGAUUCGGAGCCGGCGAACGAUCCUCCGCGUGUGCAUGGCCUUCUUGAUCCAAACCAAGACGAUAACCCCGCCGUCACUGAGAUCAAUGCCGAUAGCUACGCUUGGAUGUCGCUAGACGCUUGGAUGAGUCAAAACUGUAUCGCAGGUUCGGAUACUAACAACUGGGCAUCCUUUUUCACUCAGAACCCACCGCCGUACAACGAGUGA